Messenger RNA from Mucor velutinosus, 648 nucleotides. RefSeq names its product 1-acylglycerol-3-phosphate O-acyltransferase. The record is from RefSeq and is a predicted model, not a curated record. The coding region runs from base 1 to 648 and encodes 215 amino acids. The transcript has a single exon. Lineage: Eukaryota; Fungi; Mucoromycota; Mucoromycetes; Mucorales; Mucoraceae.
AUGUUAUCAGGAAACGUCGUUGGCCAUUUUGGUCGCAAUCAUUCAUUGAACAGGUGGAUUGCUCAAUACAACGUACAUCAACAGCAGCGGUAUGGAGAGCAAUUGGAUGUCGAGUUAUCCCAGAUACAUCCCGAACCGCUAACUAUCCAUAACUUGGAAGAAAAACUGCGUGAUCAAGGAGCUGUCUUGUAUAACGAGCACGGCCUGUACGUUGCUCCUCUCAAAAAUCCAUUGCCUGCCAUCUCUCUCUUGGAUGUAUUGCCUGGCUUUAUGUGUGGUUUCUGCCCUGUAGAAGAUGUAACUGCAGUCGCUGCAUUCACCGGCGCUGUAUCCACUGUGGCCAAGCACAUGCAACAAAACCACCGUGGGCUGAAUCAUAAUCAGUACACCACUUGUCAUGUACAGCAUUUAUACAAAGAACAAGGCCACAAGGUGUACUUUCGUGUGGAGCAGCAGUAUUCGUGCCCAACAAUUCCAUCAACCAUCACGAGUGAAGGUGAUGCACUAUUCGAAAACUUUUUGUGCGAGAAUCCUGAGUUUGAUGAAGGUUCAAUCCUGAUGCCACCGUCACUAAGCAAAGGCUUCUUUUCCUUCUCGAUAGCCCCCAAGCCCGCAGUGUGGAGUGCUCUGCGAACGGUCUCCGGGUGA